AAAAAGGUUUCUCACAGCGGCAGAUGAAAUACAAUCUAAAAAUAAAGACCAAUCAAUUCUGUCAAGAUGAACAUAUAGUAGGAUUUUCUCUAGAGAGUAAAAAUUGAUGUGUAAUUUUAAAUGUCCUAUUAUGCAUUUUGUAUAGAUGACCUGAUUUUCAAAACAGAAGCUAUGUUUUUUCAAAUCAACUGUUCAAUACAAAGAUAUGGUCUUCUGCCACUUACACAGAUCGUAGUCCUUUCCUUGAAGUUCCAUUCCUGAGAGAUGCUCCCACUCCGAAUCGUAAAUCGUUUUGGCAGUGCCCGUGUGAGGACCGAGAUAUUUUGUUUUUUAACUAGUAAACCAUGUUGUUAAUCCAAAUAUCCUCGCGAUUCCGAUAGACCCGGCUCAAAGCUUUGUGACCCAAAGACCGUUAGUUUUACUGUACUGUCAUCCAGGUAUGUCGAAUUAAUUAAAAGUAAUCAUUGCAGCGCGCCGCACAAGUGAUUUUAUAGGUUUUAACUCGUAAACAAUGUCCUCCUAACGCCAUGUUUUUACGACUAUCUGAAGACCGCCUGACCUAUCUCGGUAAGUUACGGGCUCUGGGUCUUUACUGUCAUCAAAACAACACGUCAUCCAUAAAGGCGGCACUCGUUCCAUGGGCCGUUGCUGCCCUCUUCCGGACAUCUAUUAGCCUAAAAAUAAUAUAUAUAUUUGGUUUAGUACGAACGUAUGUUUUUAGUUACAUCUAUUAUAUCAGUCAGAUCGUUCUUACCACAAUAUGAUCUUAUUUAACAUUUUAAAAUAUUAAUAUGAAUAUUAAUCCGUGUUAAACAACAAAGCUUCAGCACUAUGGCAGCGACGCCCCCACCCAUCCUUUCACUAUAAAACAUUUCAACACAAGCUUCCAGUCACCCAAUUCAACUUAAUCCAGGCGUCGAACGAGAUCGCAGCUCUGAAAUAUGUCCCGUUAUAAUGGUACGUGUGAUGGUUCCCUUAUCGACUUUCAAAAUCUGUUGACUAUACCUCUACACGACAACUACGCCGCUGGCGACGGUCUUGCUGAUUCGACUACGGGUGAAUUUCCCCGCGAGCCGAGUGUUGAACAGGUGGUCAUAGAUUUGACAGCCGAACACGACGGGGACGAAGUGAUAGAUCUUUCAGAUCCCUUGCAGGAGGAGGGGUUCAACGGUGAUGCAGCAGAGGUCCUACCGCUAUACGAAAACUGUCUCGGGCGUAGCGAUUGCGAGCCUGGCUGUAGCACCUCACAGCAUAACGGUUGGGUCCAGUCUGAACCUGGCUGUAGCACCUCACAGCAUAACGGUUGGGUCCAGUCGUCUUGGGCUAGUGAUCAUAGCGCAUGCGCCGAUGAUGAGGCGGACUGGUCCGGGUCGCCGAUAAACGCUUGGGAUCAAGCUUCCUGGUCCGGCGACAACAGCUUACCGUCGAGUGGUCAACAGACCCCGAACACUAUCCAACCUUCCAUUGAUGAAAAUAACGCUUGGGAUCAAGACUCAUUACCAUCGAGCGGUCAACAGACGCCAAACAGUAUUCAACUCCCCGUCGAUGAAAAUAACGAUGGAAACUUAGAGCUGGCUCAAAUUGAACAGCUUCAUAUCAGAUUAGACGCUUUUGACCGCAGACUAAACGCGCUAGAAGAUCUUAUGCGUCAGGUUUACGGUCAACAGGGUGCUCAUGACGGCGCUUUUCACUUGGGUCUAGAUAGACAGCGUUUAGCUAUAGAGGAAAUAGCUCAUGAUUUACGACAACAAAUUCAAAAUGCAGAGAAUUCAAUCAAUCGUUUGCACGACUUAACUUUCGAGCAGAUGAGAGAAAGACGUCUAAUGUUCGAAGCCGUCUAUGCUAUGGUUUUCCCGAUAUUUUAUCCGUAGUGCAAUUUUUUAUAAGACAUAGCAUUUUUUACUCUAUAUCCUAUGCUAUUUCACAUUUAUCUACCUCGUGUUUAAGAUAUUACCAUGUAUUUUGUUUUCAUCUAGCAUUUAUCUACUUCAUGUUUUAGCAUGUAUUUUGUUUUCAUCUAGCAUUUAUCUACCUCAUGUGUUUAUGGUUUUAGCAAUUAUCUAGCAUUUAUCUAUCUCAUGUUUUAGCAUGUAUUUUGUUUUCAUCUAGC
This is a messenger RNA of Misgurnus anguillicaudatus (oriental weatherfish), 2110 nucleotides long. The record is from RefSeq and is a predicted model, not a curated record. NCBI's taxonomy places the organism in Eukaryota, Metazoa, Chordata, Actinopteri, Cypriniformes, Cobitidae.